Messenger RNA from Lindgomyces ingoldianus, 446 nucleotides. RefSeq lists its product as uncharacterized. NCBI's taxonomy places the organism in Eukaryota, Fungi, Ascomycota, Dothideomycetes, Pleosporales, Lindgomycetaceae. The record is from RefSeq and is a predicted model, not a curated record. Bases 107 to 343 code for a protein of 78 amino acids. The transcript has a single exon.
GCACAAAGGGCAGACGAUUGCUUCAGAAUUUCAUGCGUCCAGCGUCAAAAUUGGGUAUAUGAAAGAAUAUAUUUCCGCAACAAGCACCAAUUAGCGCCAAUCGUCCAUGUUUUUCAAUGUGAUGAGUCCGCGAUGGGUCUCUUGUGAAGCGGGUGGCAUCCAUCCGCUUUAUUCUGUUCGAUCAUGGUUUCAUCGCCGUCUCAGACGAAGCUUGUGUCGGACCUGCAUGCUGACGCGGGAUCGUCUACCCCUCCAGGGCUGCUCAAGGUCUGAUCGAAAAGCACACGCGCAGCUGCUGUGUUGGCCGCUCAGCCUGGAGGCGAACGUUAAUGUAGGAGACUGAUGGGGUGGUACAGCAAGCUAGUAUUCUCAGACGAAUCAACCGCAGCUGCGGCCAGGGCACAAUCAGGGCAAUGGCGAUCACAGUAGGGCCGCAAAGAGCAGCA